UUUUUAAAAGUCAAUUGGAAAUUAGACAGUUUCAAUAAUGGUACAACAUUUCAUAAUAAAAAAAUAAAAAACCAAGAAGGUCCGACUAGGAAGGACAACUGGUCCUUCCAUCUAUUCAAAUUACACAUUAAUAAACAUGUCAUUAAAUUAAAUUGGGACCUGCAAGACUCUAAUCCCUUUCGCUUUCAUCUACAUGUCUAAGAUCAUGUGCGGAUUGGGUCUCCAAAUGGAUGCCCCUGGUCCCAAGUCCCAGUCCAAGUUCAGUUUCACAGUCCAAGAAACCCAGUGGUUUAAAAGGCGAUGGUUUUCCAGUAUAGGGAGAAUGGAAACUAAUGGUAGCAAUUCUAAUUCUCAAGAAAAUCAACCUUCAGAUGCUUCAAAUAUUGCUAGUAGAGGGAAGCUUAAUGAGAAAGAAGUCUUUGUUAAUAAUGCUGAGAUAGCUUGGCAUGAGAAAAGAAGAGAAUGGAUCGGUGAUCAGUCUCAGAAAUCGCAAAGAGCACCAAGAGAACCAAUUAUGAGCUGGACAACAACGUAUGAGGAUCUUCUUUCAUCUACUGAACCUUUUCAGGAGCCAAUACCUUUAGCUGAAAUGGUGGAUUUUUUAGUUGAUAUCUGGCAAGAAGAAGGCCUCUAUGACUAAUUCCUUGUCCCUUCCAUUAAUACAAGGUUUUUGGUUUUUUUGGUUCGAUUCCUAGUGAUAUCGGUAGUUGAAUCCAUCUGAUUCCAAAUGUUAUUGUCCAAGCAAAGGCUCAUAUAACAUAUCAGUAUCGCAUCAUAAAUUUUUCUUACCAAUUAUUUAGACCCAACGUGGAAUUUAGUUUUAGAAGUCUAAAUAGAGAUCUUGUUUUGUUUUACGCACAAGUUUACCUUUCUCGCUUUGCUCUCCAUGCUCGUAGUAGUCAUUGUAAGAUUAGGAAAGCAGCCAUAAAAUCUUGGGUGUAACCGGUGUUUUAUCACUCACUUUCAAUCCGUCAUAUCACAUGAUGUGGGAGAUAGAUAGAGGGUGGUAAGUCAUUGAUUAUACGGUGGAAUCUCUCCUAUUAGAGGAUUGUUACU
Messenger RNA from Pyrus x bretschneideri (Chinese white pear), 1056 nucleotides. RefSeq lists its product as uncharacterized. The record is from RefSeq and is a predicted model, not a curated record. NCBI's taxonomy places the organism in Eukaryota, Viridiplantae, Streptophyta, Magnoliopsida, Rosales, Rosaceae. Bases 194 to 640 code for a protein of 148 amino acids. The transcript is spliced from 6 exons.